Molecule: messenger RNA, 1639 nt
Organism: Hordeum vulgare subsp. vulgare (domesticated barley)
Lineage: Eukaryota; Viridiplantae; Streptophyta; Magnoliopsida; Poales; Poaceae
Exons: 3
Coding region: 268-1269 (333 amino acids)
Source: RefSeq, a predicted model, not a curated record
CGUCGGUUGAUUAAGGCGCCGGGGAAGAGCAGAAGCAGAGGAGGCUUCGCUUUUGCUUUUGCUUUUGCUUGGCUCCUCUUCUUCCUCCCCCUCCCCCGUCGACAAGCAAAGCCCACCCACCCAACCACCCUCACAACCUACCCUUCCCCUCCGCAUUUCUCCUCCCGGCCGCCGGGACGGGACGGGAGGGAUCUGCCUGCCCUGCGCGAUUUGUUUGAUCUGGGGCCGCCGACGACAAGCGGGGGUUUCUUUUCCUGGUUUGUUGGUAUGGGGAUCUCGCACCCGCUCUCCGACGAGUUCUACGGAGGGCCCCGCGGAGGGCUGGGCUUGGGCGGCGCGCUCAUGCUGUCGCCGGACCGGUCGCCGCCCUCCUCCCCGCCGUCCUGCUGCUCGCCCGUCCAUGGCCAGGAGGGCUUCCUCCAGCACCAGGUGUCCCGGAUGGACACGCUCGCCGGCAUCGCCAUCAAGUACGGCGUCGAGAUCUCGGACAUUAAGAGGGCGAAUAGUCUCGUGACUGACAGCCAGAUGUAUGCGCACAAGGCAUUGCUCAUACCUCUACCAGGAAGGCCCAUGCCAUCCUCUGUGAAGCUGAAUGGAUCCAGCCUACGGACGAAAAGAGCGUGGGCUCCGAACAAUCAGCAAAACAAUCAGCAAAACAGGGACAUUGUGACUUCACCAGAUUCUGAAAAGACUAGACAGCAGCAGUCGUCGCUCGCAAUGAGCAGCUUGCAGAGCUACUAUGGCCUGAGUUCUCAAGGAGGAGAUGACAUGGAUUUGAGUACAGAAAUGUCCUUGUACAGCAAGGGAAGCUCCCAAGGUAUUGGCAGCGAAAUACUCCCAAUUUCUUCUUCUCUGCCUGACAGUACACAGAGCACUGGCAGAGGCAAUGGGGCGGCCAAAGAAAAGCAAGAUGGUUCCAUACGUCGGCGGCAGAAAGUGGAAUCCGAUACCCAGGACGACCUUCUGUCGGACUCGAUCAAGAUGAUCAAGAGCUUCCUGCCGAGGCCGGUCUCCAGCAUGCGUCUGAGUACUGACACGAGCAGCCCAGAUACGAGCGCGAAGAACAACGGUGUCUCGUUUCUGAACGGGUUGAAAUCCGUAGUGCGGAAGUCGCCGAGCGCGCCGAGCUUUGCGGACUCGGAGAACAAUGGGGUCUCCAUGUGGUCGAGCUCCAAGUGGACCUUCAACCACGAGUCCUUCACCCGUCCGUUGCUCGACGGCCUGCCAAAGCCCGCGGCGGGUCGCAGGAUGAAAGCUGCUUUGGACUGAGUUUUAGUCUAUGACUAUGUAACGGCACAAUAGAAGUGUUCUGUUUGUAUGACCACUCUGCUGCUGCAAGCUCCAUCUGUCAUGCCAUCAUCACUAUGAGCUGGGUUGAGAGGGGGAAAAUGGAAGAGUUGACUUGGUUGGACAUGAUCUUCUGCCACCUCAAUCCUUGUUCCUCAUGGCGGCAAUGAUCGCAUGACGGACUGCGGAGUUGUCAAACAACUUGCAGUUGGAUCUUCACCCUCCUCAUCCUGCUUUUUUCUCAUGUGGCAUCUGCUGCUAAUUCAUUAGGCCCUUAUAAUUCAUCAUUCGUCAUGUAUAAUUGUAUAUCACACUAUAUACGGAGUAAAAUACAUGGUACCCUGGUUAACCA